Molecule: messenger RNA, 1518 nt
Organism: Leptopilina heterotoma
Lineage: Eukaryota; Metazoa; Arthropoda; Insecta; Hymenoptera; Figitidae
Exons: 7
Coding region: 27-545 (172 amino acids)
Source: RefSeq, a predicted model, not a curated record
UUUUAUAUAAAUAUAUCAUAUAUAUCAUGAGGUAUCCUAACCUUAAAAGUUAUAACCGAGUGUCGCAUGUUGCUUAUUUAGAUAUUAUCAAAAUGGCUGAUUACAGUUUUAAUGGUAUUUUGAAGUCAGUAUAUUGUGGCCUUUGCUUUACCAAAUUUUCGUUUGAAUGUAUACACAAGCACGCAUGCUUUGCCGGAGCAACAGAAGACGAAUUAUCUAUCAUCGGAAAUGUUGUAAACCUAUCAACUGCAGAAACAAUUCAUAACGUGAAAUCAAAGAUUAAUGAAUCAGAAAUUUCAAAACAGAAAAACAUAAAUGGGCAAAAUGAUAUUGAGCUUGCUGAUAAUGGUGAAGCCCUUCUAAGUGAUACAAAUCUUAUCCAUUUAAUAGAAUAUGUAAAGAAAGAACCAUGUAUAUGGAAUUAUAAAUUGCCUAUUAGUGCACGAAGUCCGGCUAAAGUUGCUGAUUCUUGGAUGAAAAUUUCUCGUUUAUUCAGAGGUUGGACUCCUGAAAUUACUAAAAAAAGAUUUUCAAAUCUUAAUUAAAACCUCCUACUACAGGAGAAAAAAAUCUCCACCCAGCGGUUCUGGAGCUCAAUAUCUAAAGUCGUGGGCGUUCGACAUUCACCUAUCAUUUUUAGAUGAUGUUAGAGCAGAUGAAUCUAGAGUGAGUAGAUCGAAUGUAUCUUCGAUUGAAUUACAAUCAAACUCUGAUAGUAAUUCAUCACAAGAAUACUUUUCCUGUUUAGAAGGUUCUGAGGAUGAAUUGCCAAAGGAUAUAAAAGAUUACGGUUUUACAAAAAAUUCUCCAGGAAGAAAGCGUAAAGAAAAGGAGGAUCCAAUAGAGUCAGCACUUCUCCAAUUAGUGUCAAAUAAGUCAAUGAAGGUAGACAGGAAGGAAUCUCAUUCUCCAUUGCAACAGUGGGGCGUCUGGCUUGCAAAUGAAUUGAUUAAGUUUGAAGACGAAACAGAAAGAUUAGAAAUGCAAAAUUACAUCACUUCGUACAUAAUAAGGAAACGCAGAGAAAGUAAUUUAUAAUGAUGACAUUUUGUUUUUAUCUUCGCUUAAACAUUCUUUAACUUAAAACGAACCUGACUAUAAUAUGAACCAAAGGCCAAGGAAUUAGUGAAUUUCUUAAUGUUGUUUUAUUUUUUCUUUUAUUAUAUUUUAAGUUAGAUUUAACGCGCUACGAUAAAAGUGAUAAGUGUAAGAGCGACUGAUAUAAACUUUUAUUAUUAUUAUUAUUUAGUUCUCAUUACAAAUGAGUUAUCAGUAUUAAAUAUACUUUUAAUGCCAACGCUUUUUAAAAGCGACAUUCAGAAAAUUGUGCAUUUUAACACAUUUAAAUUGAGAUAAAAUACGAUUUAAUUUUCCAAUCGUUUCUUUAAAUUGGAGGUAACAACGCUUUUCAGCGUAAUUGUUAAAUGUUAAUUUCAUCGUAAAUACAACGUAUUGCAAUAUUUCUUACAAGUUAUAUAAAUAUUAUACAAAAUGUUGUUUAAUUACUUAUUUUAAUAA